Messenger RNA from Psammomys obesus (fat sand rat), 7579 nucleotides. RefSeq names its product zinc finger ZZ-type containing 3 (gene Zzz3). The coding region runs from base 521 to 3232 and encodes 903 amino acids. Lineage: Eukaryota; Metazoa; Chordata; Mammalia; Rodentia; Muridae. The transcript has 15 exons. Gene Ontology annotation, molecular function: zinc ion binding. The record is from RefSeq and is a predicted model, not a curated record.
CGGCGGGCGGCGCCUCCCCGAGUGGCCCGCAGUGGCCGGCCCCGCGCGAGAGAGGCUAAAGCAGAAGUCCAUAGGAUGGAGGACAUACUAAAGACAUGGCUGAGAAGCACAGCAUCAAGAUUGUGUCAGGUGUGGACCUGCUAGGAGUACACAUACUUACACCUGUGUCCUCAGAUGCCAGAGGGCAUGGAUCUGACUACCUCUGGUCGAAGGAAAGAUAACAAGUUGUACUAGUACAGCCGUAUAAAUAAUUCCUGAAGUCUCAGUGUAACAUGGACAUUAGCAGUGAUGACAUAUAAAUGCAGAUGCUUGGGAAUUAAGUACUAGGCGAAACACUUCAAAAGAGAGGCGUGUAAGAGGUUCUAGUAUUCUCCGAGGCUGAAGCUGAGAGCCUGAUGCCUAAGCUCUAUUGUAGAUCCUAGCUCCAUCUCCUUCAGGAUAUAAGGAAAAGAAGUAACAUUUCCACAAUGAUAGAUCUUUGGUUGUACAGGUUUCCCAAUGAGUGGAUCAUGAUGACCGUAUGGUAGGGACUUGCCAUAGUAUGGCUGCUUCCCGAUCUACUCGUGUUACAAGAUCAACAGUGGGGUUAAACGGCUUGGAUGAAUCUUUUUGUGGUAGAACUUUAAGGAAUCGUAGCAUUGCUCACCCAGAAGAAAUCUCUUCUCAUGCUCAAGUACGAUCAAGAUCACCAAAGAAGAGACCAGAGCCCGUGCCAGUUCAGAAAGGAAAUAAUAACGGAAGAACUUCAGAUGUAAAACAGCAGAGUGCUCGAGAAUCAUGGGUAAGCCCUAGGAAAAGAAGACUUUCUUCUUCAGAAAAGGAUGACCUAGAAAGGCAGGCCCUAGAGAGUUGUGAGAGAAGGCAGACAGAGACAGCACCGCCAGUGCUAAAGAACAUUAAACGCUGUCUUAGAGGUGAAGCCACAAACAGUUCAGAAGAAGACUCACCUGUAAAACCAGACAAGGAGCCGGUAGAACACAGGAGGACAGUAGUGGACCAUGAUGCAGAGUUUCAAGGGACUAAGCGAGCUUGUCGAUGUCUUAUAUUGGAUGAUUGUGAGAAAAGGGAAGUUAAAAAGGUGACUGUCAGUGAGGAAGGGCCGCUUACGGCUGCAGUAGAAGAACUCACAGGCUAUUUGACUGUCAAUGGUGUUGAUGACAGUGACUCAGCUGUUACAAACUGUGAUGACUGUCAGCCUGAUGGGAACAUUAAACAGAAUAGCACUGGUUCCUAUGUGUUGCAGGAAACAUCAGUAGAAACCCAGACUUCAAUGUUCUUUGGUAGUAGGAAGGAGGACAGCUGUAUAGACCAUAUCGUGCCUUGCACAAAGUCAGAUGUGCAGGUCAAGUUGGAGGACCACAAACUAGUAACUGCCUGCCUGCCUGUGCAACAUCGGAAUCAGCUGACUGCUGAGCCAGCUUCAGUCCCUGUUUCUGAAAUUCAGUCAUCCUUGAGAGAUUCUGAGGAGGAAGUAGAUGUGGUGGGAGAUAGCAGUGCCUCAAAAGAGCAGUGUAAUGAAAAUAGCAGUAACCGUCUGCACACAGACUCCGAAAGCACGCCAGUCUCUGGAGAGCCAGAAGCGUCUUCUAUGCUAGACUGUGCUUCAGCGCAAAUGACGUCUUUAUCAGAACCUCAAGAACAUCGUUACACCCUGAGAACCUCCCCUCGAAGGGCGGCCCCAGCCAGAGGUAGUCCCACUAAAAACACUUCUCCUUACAGAGAAAAUGGACAGUUUGAGGAGAGUAAUCUCAGUCCCAGUGAAACAAAUACAACUGUUAGUGAUAAUGUACGUGAGUCUCCCACGAAUGGUGUUGAAAUUUCUCAAAAUGAAAAGGUUCUGUGUUGUGACUCUCAGAACUGUGGAAGUGAAGGAGUAAGUAAGCCACCAUCAGAGGCCAGAGAGAAUACUGGACAACUGCCAUCUGCCAAAGAGAAUGCCGGCCAGCACACUGCCGAAGAGGAAGAUGAUGACCCUGAUGUGUAUUACUUUGAGUCAGACCAUGUGGCACUGAAACACAACAAAGAUUAUCAGAGACUGCUACAGACCAUUGCUGUACUUGAGGCUCAGCGCUCUCAAGCAGUACGAGACCUGGAAAGCUUAGGCAAACACCAGAGAGAAGCGCUAAAAAAUCCAAUUGGAUUUGUGGAGAAACUUCAGAAGAAGGCCGAUAUAGGGCUUCCAUACCCACAGAGAGUUGUCCAGUUGCCUGAGAUUGUGUGGGACCAGUAUACCAAUAGUCUUGGGAACUUUGAAAGAGAAUUUAAAAAUCGCAAAAGACAUACGAGGAGAGUUAAGUUAGUUUUUGAUAAAGUAGGCUUGCCUGCUAGACCAAAAAGUCCUUUGGACCCCAAGAAGGAAGGUGAGCCCCUCUCGUACUCCAUGUUGCCUUUGAGUGAUGGUCCAGAAGGCUCCCAUAACCGUCCUCAGAUGAUAAGAGGUCGCCUAUGUGAUGACACCAAACCUGAAACAUUCAACCAGCUAUGGACUGUUGAAGAACAGAAAAAACUUGAACAACUACUCCUGAAGUACCCUCCUGAAGAAGUAGAGUCUCGGCGGUGGCAGAAGAUCGCAGAUGAGCUGGGCAAUCGGACAGCCAAACAGGUCGCCAGUCGUGUACAGAAGUAUUUCAUAAAGCUAACUAAAGCUGGCAUUCCAGUUCCAGGCCGAACACCUAACUUAUAUAUAUACUCCAGAAAGUCCUCAACAAGCAGACGACAGCACCCCCUUAAUAAGCACCUCUUUAAACCUUCCACUUUCAUGACUUCGCAUGAACCACCAGUGUAUAUGGAUGAGGAUGAUGACCGGUCCUGUUUCCACAGCCACAUGAGCACUGUUGCUGAGGAGGCGUCGGAUGAAGAAAGCAUUCCUAUCAUGUAUAGGAGUUUACCUGAAUAUAAAGAACUAUUACAGUUUAAAAAGUUAAAAAAGCAGAAACUUCAACAAAUGCAAGCAGAAAGUGGGUUUGUGCAACAUGUGGGCUUUAAGUGUGAUAACUGUGGUGUAGAACCUAUCCAGGGGGUCCGGUGGCACUGCCAGGAUUGUCCUCCAGAAAUGUCUUUGGAUUUCUGUGACUCUUGUUCAGACUGCCCUCAUGAAACAGAUAUUCACAAGGAAGAUCACCAGUUAGAACCUGUUUAUAAGUCAGAGACAUUCUUAGACAGAGACUACUGUGUGUCCCAAGGCACCAGUUAUAGUUACCUGGACCCCAACUACUUCCCAGCCAACAGAUGACAUGGAAGAGUGUCGCCACUAAUCCUGGUCAACACCGCAGUGACGUCAUUGUUGGUGGUGUGCACAGUCUGCACACUCGCAGCGUGAGCGCUCCCCGAGUGUUCUCCUCAAGUACAGCUCUGCACCGGGUGCUGUGGAUGAGCAGCUGAGCAUUCCUGCUGAGCUGAGCGUUUUCCGCUGAGGUUUUCACCACCACCUCAAAGCCCUGUGGGUGGUGGGCCUAAGUGGGUGAGAUGGGAACGAGAGCUCGCAUUAAUGCCAGAGUGAAUUCCAAAGGCUUUAAAGACCUCGGUCACACAUGAUAAUGACAGACAAAGUAUUUAUAUUAAAUCAGUUUAGUAGCUUUCAGUUUGUGAAGAUAGUUUUCAGCGCAGACCAGACUUACAAAGUUUUAACCAAUGAUGGUGUUUGCUUCUAGGAUGUGUACUCUAAAGAGCUCACUGUCCGGUGGCCACUCGUGGCCUUCAGGGGACAGGAGCUGCUUAGCAGUUUGGUACCUAACUUUUAAUCACGAUGAACUGUCCUUACUAAGAGCAAAGCACGAGGUAGCUGUGACUUUGCUUCUUUAACCAGCUCAAGGGGUGUGAAUGUCAUAAAGUUGUCACGCAGAUAUAUUUUUUAAAUGUCAUGUUAUAUAAGAUGAUCAUGUGAUGUGUACAGACUAUGGUGAACCGUGCCAGUGGUAGUGACUGUGUAAACUCUGAUUCCCAACAUUAAUCCCUUUAAAAUACACAGCCUUCUGCCUCUGUAUUUCGAGUUGUCAGUGCAACUCGUCAAAGAAAACUGCCUAAUAUAAAAAUCAGAUAUAUGGUGAUAAUUUUUCCUCUUUUGUAGUCUGCACAAAAUCCAUAAAAGAUUGUAUUUUUAUUACUAUUUAACGAGUGAUUAAAUGUAGUCUGCACAGUGAGCAGAGUUCACAAGCAUUCUUUUAUACUGCUGGAUUUUGUUGUCCAUCAUUUAAAACAUUUUGUAUGUUUCUUAUCUGUGUACACAGUAUGUUCUUGAAUAAUUUUCAUUUGUCAGGAGAACUGUGAGAAAUAAAGUAUGUGGAUAUGUUUGUUUAUAUUAUAGAACACUUGUUGUGGCUUCCUUUGGGUCAAAUUUGGAUUUUUUUUUUUCUUCAAGUGUUAAAGUAGAAUUUAUUAUUUAAAAGUUUGUUUUCCAUCUGUAUUUGUUUUCUGUUCUUUAUGAAGGGUGAAGAUGUAUUGUGGAAGAGUGUGAUCACAGCUUGAGACCUGUUAAAGGUGUUAGUGUUCUUAUCUAGUGUGCUGAAACACUGCACAUUAGGGAUGCUGACCAAUGUCCAGAUGUGGAACCUAAAUAUAUGUCGAAAUUUUUAUUCUAGUAGGUUUUUUUUUCUUAAUUAAGUUCCCAUGUAUUGAAACAGUUGAUUUCCAAAAAUUAUCAACGAAGAAAAGAUAGUAUAUUCGAUGGUAAGUUGAGUACUGAUACUUGUCAAGUUUUAUCUUUGCUUUUCUGUUUUUACGUUCAGGGAACAUUAUUUACUAAUUCUCUUCAGUACUCAGCAAGGUAUUAAAAUCUACCCUGAACUUUUUGAUUAAGAAAGAUAUAGAAUUUUAAGUAUGGAAAAGAGAAAUGUAAGUAAUAUAUUGAUUAUCGCUGGUCAUAUUGAUGCAGUCUACUGUUACAGAAAGAAAAGCCAGCAGGCCUUUAUCUCUGGGCUGCGAGUGAAGGAACAACAGUCAAACUGCAAGGUGCCAGGGUCUUCCCUCAUGCAUAGCAUGCAGACAGUUUUGGAGAGCAGGUCAGAUCCAAACAUCCCGUAAAGGUGAAAUACACCCUGGAAGGGGAAGUGAGGGUUGUGAUUGUGGGGUCCCAGCAGAGCAGACAGACACACUUGAAGGCAAAGAUUUUGAGACUGAGUUAGUAAUGUGGGUUUUCCCUGUAUGAACAGAAGAUGUGUUUGUUUUGGAUUUUGGAUUUUUCGGCUCUGAGCACAUCAUCGCCAUGGCUUGGUGGGAAUGUUUUUCUUGUGUUUUUACUUGAGGGUUGCAGAAGUGGGCAGGCUUAUUCUUUACACAAGGAGACCUUCCAUCUCUCUACCAAGGAGUACUGAUUGCUGACAGGCUGCUGAUAGCUAUGCUUGAGAAGCAGUGUUAGUGUUUUCGUGCUUCAGGUACGAUGCUCAAGUUGUUCGCUACCGUAGAAGGAAUGCUUAAUAACACCAGAAGCCACUGCUCUAAGGUUAGGGAGAGAAGAGCUUCCCUUUAAUAUGAUGCCCCGCUAGUAAAUGCUCAUGUGGCCUCUGCUGCACACAAGCCAGCAGGUGGCGACUCCUUGGAUUCUCAACCCAGUGAAGCAAGUUCCUUGAGUGCCCUGUUCUCAUGAGCACUACCCAGAACAAAGUUAACUGACUCUCCCAGGUCAUAUUGUUAGUGAGGUGAUGAGACUUGUCUCUGAGCAGGGCUGUUCCCUUUGUCGCGCCUGGUUUCCCCAGCAAGAGCACCGCUGCUGUGAGGCAGUCUGGUUUCUCGUGCUCUUUUCUCAUGCAUUGCUAGAAUACAAACCUGGGGCCUGACUCACAGGGGCCCACGCACCUCUCCAUUGCCUCUCACCCGACCCCUGGUUUUCCUUGGCUCUUCGCCACUCUCACGUCCAUCAGAUCACAGAAAAGUUUACUGAGGUGGUAGGACCAUUUUUAAAGGCUGACAGGUAGAUGAUGGCGCAGUGCUGUAAUAGAUGUCUUGUUCUGUAAAAGUUCCCUUAAAUAGCUGUGUAAAUCUGGAUAACCAGGUUUACAACCGGCUGUUCUGGAUGUACUGGAGGAAACAGCUCGUUUCCAUUGCAUUACCCUUUUUAAACCCUUUUAAACUGUAGAGUUUUAGUUUUCAUAUGAUCCCACAGUUUAUCCAUCUGUUAAAUGGGUUGAUUUGUGAGUUGUGUCAUGUUAAGCUUCAUGAGAGCAGUUUAUGUGUGUGUCUCUAGGCGCUGACUUUUUAACAGACUCUAUAUAACUAUUUGCUGGUUGCGUGACCCAGUGUUUGGUAAGUUACACUCUUUCUGUAGAGGGUGGUGGGGCCCAGUACAUGACAUGCCAUGACUCUUGGAAAGCCUGUUGCAGGAGGCCCCUUGGCGUGUCUUCAUGGACAGCCUUGGCAUCCAGCUUUACUUGUAGGGCGUGCUUAGCCAGAUCAUGCAUCGUGGCUGGCACUCAGUCAUAUUUGCAGUGACGUUUUGGGUCCUGGUCCCUGUUGGGGAAGUGAAGCGGUUCCAGGAACUAGUUGCUGAUUUGCAGCAUUGCUAAUUGUAUAUGGGGGAACAGUGAAGACACUGAGACUUAAAGCAUGUGAUUUCUCAGUAGUAACAGAUGUGUGGGGACGCCUGCAAUAGAAAAUCCAGGCUUUUGUGGAGCUUAUAGACUAACAGAAGGCAGCAAUGUACAAAUAAACCUCUAAUUCCCUAAUUAAGUAAGAUAAUUUCUGAAGAAAAAUGAAAUAAAACAGGAGUCUGAGGAACUGUGUCGUUUUAGAUUGAAUGGGCUGAGCAUGUGGAUCCUCUGUAGGGAAGAGGCAAGAGGAUGCCAGUGGUAAGGCCUUGGGUCUCCUCAAGCAGCUUUGAAGACCGGCAGUGUGGCUUGAGACAAAUGAAUGAGAGGAAGGGUCCAGGUGAUGGCAUUGGGGAGGGCACAGUACCAGGUCAGGUGCAGCCUUGAGCAUGGGUCAUAGCCAGGCAGUUUGCAUUUGUCUUACACAGCGGUUUGCUAGGCAGAAACUGCUAAGGUCCACUCUUUUUAAAAUCUGUGACUUUGUGCUAUCACUUGGAGCCAUUCACACGAGCAGUUGUGUGCUCCGCUGCUCUGUAGAAAGCUGAUUUGCAUUCCCAGGUACUGCUUUCUGCUGAGGUUUUCCAAAGUAGCUGCCAGCUACCUUGUGGAGUCCCAGCUGGCUCCCCUGCCUGCUGCCUUGUUUCCUCACAUGGAGCUGUGGGCGCAGUGUUUGCCAGGGUGUGUGUGUGUAUGUUUGGAGACUCUUAACUCCUACAAAGUCACUUGCUUAAGUUUUCAUCCUGUAACAGCACUUCUCAUCUUGCUCAGAUACUCAGAUACUUCCCUGUCAAGUGUAACAGCUUGGGGUAGUGUAAGCAUUUGACAGCUGUGUGAGUUUGGGAACAUAACGCACCCUUUCUGCUAGUAAAGGCCUAAUUGUAACCAAAGAAACUUAAUUUCUUGUCUAGCACACACUGAUAUUUCUGUUUAGGAACCAGUGCUAGAGAAAAAGAAAUUUGAAACGGACCAUGUAUCAUGAAUACAUUAACAAUUUCUCUGUAAUAGCUCAGAUCUGAUCUAUGGCCAAAGUUCAAAUCAUAUAAGUGGAUCAUAAUUUUAAA